AUGUCGGAAAAUUUCAAGGAAACCUGCGCAUUGGUUCUACGGGGACAUGCAGGUGAUGGAACAGUUGCGGACUCUGGUCCGCUGACUUUUGCACAAGGCCGUCAGCAUGUAAUCCACUGGGCUCCGGGUACAGUUGACAACGAAUUCAUGGGCAAGAAAAAGUCCAAAUGUUGCUGCAUUUACGAAAAACCACGCGAAUGGGACGACCCGUCUUCGUCUUCCAGUUCAUCAGAUUCAGAUGACGAUGACUCGGGUCCUAGCAAACCGAAAAAGUGUACUGAACAUUGUCGCGGCCACACUAAGCAUUGCUUCACUAAAAAAGCUGCUGCCAAGCAGCGGGCUGCUCAGUCGACCACCUCACAAGUGGAACAAGAACAGCCACCUCGGCCGCCUUCUCCACCUCGUCAACCCGACCAAAAUGUCUAG
This is a messenger RNA of Mesocestoides corti, 426 nucleotides long. Lineage: Eukaryota; Metazoa; Platyhelminthes; Cestoda; Cyclophyllidea; Mesocestoididae. The record is from the annotation of a GenBank genome assembly.